AUGUCUUCCUCAUCAAGCGAUGAAGCAAAUAAAGCUUUUGAUGAAAUGGUCGACAAAGUUGUUGAUAAUUUCAUAGACACAGUAGUUGAUGGUCAAACCAACUACCGGAAGAAACGAGCUUAUAUCGAAAGAGAUCGAGAGCGAGGACACAAUCAACUAUGGAAAGACUAUUUCAUGGAAAAUCCUACAUACCCACCUGAAAUGUUUAGGAGGCGUUUUCGAAUGAACAAACCACUGUUUCUUCGCAUUGUCGAGCGUCUAAGUAGUGAAGUUCCAUACUUUCAGCAAACAAGAGAUGCUGCGGGAAGGUACGGGCUUUCUCCCCUUCAAAAGUGUACGGCAGCUAUACGUAUGCUCGCAUAUGGUCAGUCGGGAGAUACAUAUGACGAAUAUCUCCGACUUGGUGACAGUACAUCACGUUUAUGUUUGGCAAAUUUCACUGAUGCAAUAAUACAGUUGUUUGGAGAUGAGUAUCUACGAAGACCUACCCCCGAGGAUCUUCAACGAUUACUCGAUGUUGGAGAGGUACGAGAGUUUCCGGUGAUGAUAGGCAGCAUCGACUGUCGUAAAGCCGAGAAAUUUGCUGAAAAGCAAGAAUCCGCCAGAAAAGAUGUCGAACGGGCUUUUGGAGUAUUGCAAUCGAGGUUUGCAAUUGUUAAAAACCCAGCUCUACAAUGGGACAAGGAAAAUAUAGGAAAGAUAAUGAAAACUUGUAUCAUAUUGCACAAUAUGAUAGUAGAGAACGAACGACACGGAUACGCUCAAAUUAAUACAUCUGAGUUUGAGUCAGGAGAGUCCAGCAGAAGUUCAAGGGUGAGAAGCAGAGAUAGUAUUCAUGUCGGUGAUAUGUUAGGCAUCCGCAGAGAAGUUCGAGAUUUAGAGAAGCAUGCUCGAUUGAAAGCUGAUCUAGUGGAAAAUAUUUGGCAAAAGUUUGGUGAUGAAGAUGAAUAA
Messenger RNA from Brassica napus (rape), 951 nucleotides. RefSeq lists its product as uncharacterized. NCBI's taxonomy places the organism in Eukaryota, Viridiplantae, Streptophyta, Magnoliopsida, Brassicales, Brassicaceae. The record is from RefSeq and is a predicted model, not a curated record. The transcript has 2 exons. Bases 1 to 951 code for a protein of 316 amino acids.